Molecule: messenger RNA, 1248 nt
Organism: Penicillium atrosanguineum
Lineage: Eukaryota; Fungi; Ascomycota; Eurotiomycetes; Eurotiales; Aspergillaceae
Product: putative pyridine nucleotide-disulfide oxidoreductase AMID-like
Exons: 5
Coding region: 1-1248 (415 amino acids)
Cellular component (GO): cytoplasm
Molecular function (GO): electron-transferring-flavoprotein dehydrogenase activity; flavin adenine dinucleotide binding
Source: RefSeq, a predicted model, not a curated record
AUGCCCUCUAAUGAUGGCGUACUGGCUGCAGGCAGGGCUUUCCGAGUGCUCGUCAUCGGCGGCUCUUACGGAGGUCUCGCCGCCGCGUUGACUCUUGUCGAUCUGUCGCGUGGCCGUGUACCUCGCUUCAGCUCAAAUCCUGAUGCCACACCUCCCCCGCAUCGUGUUCCGAUUCAGAUCACCGUCGCAGACGAGCGAGAUGGUUACUAUCACCUUAUCGGAUCACCCAAGGCUCUCGCUUGCGAAAACUUCGCGUCGGAGUCAUGGACUCGGUUCCAAGAUAUCCCCGCUCUGAAGUCUCCCAACAUCAAGUUUAUUCGGGGAAGCGUCAGUGGGGUCGACUGCGCGGCGAAGGUCGCCCAGAUCCUCGAAACUGAGACUAAUUCUAAACGUGCCGAACCGUAUGAUUAUCUCGUUGUAGGAUCUGGGCUGCGACGAGUCUUUCCCACUGUGCCUCGGUCCCUGCGAAGAGCCGAAUUCUUGGAAGAGGUCAAGCGACACGCAGACGACAUUCGACAAGCUCGUGAAGGAGUGGUGAUCAUUGGCGGUGGUGCGGUUGGUGUCGAAAUGGCGGCCGAGUUGAAGAUACUCGUUCCUGAACAAAAAGUGACCCUAAUUCACUCCCGAAAGCGAUUGCUCUCAUCCGAGCCACUGCCCGAUGACUUUGCGGAGCGUGUAGAGACCAUCCUAAACGAGGUAGGCGUCGAAAUUAUCUUGGAACAGAGGGUUAUCGAAACCACUGCAGUGAAUGCGGACGGAGAGCGGCGUACGUGGCGUCUGACUCUCAGUGGUGGCCAACAGCUCGUCACUGGACACGUUUUGAGUGCCAUCUCAAGGCCCAUCCCCACAUCGACGUACCUGUCGCCCGAAGCUCUGACAGACGAUGGUUAUGUGAAGGUGCAUUCAUCAUUGCAAUUCUCGGGCAGCGUUCCCAACUCAGAGCACCACUUCGCCGUGGGUGAUCUUGCAGCGUGGAACGGUAUCAAGCGUUGCGGCGGUGCAAUGCACAUGGGCCAUUAUGCUGGCAAUAAUAUUUAUCAGCAUAUACUCGCCGAGUGCGGUGCUGGAAAGCCGAGAUUCAUGACUCUUAAUCCCUUCCCCAACGUGAUUGGACUGGCCCUCGGGCAUAAAGCCGUCAGCUGGACCCCGGAUGAAGGCACACGUCAUGGCGAGGAUCUUCUGAUAUCGUUGUUUGGGGAGGACAUGGGAAACACCAACUUCCAGCGUGUCGAAAUUAUAUGCGAUUGA